Messenger RNA from Caenorhabditis elegans, 486 nucleotides. It is a transcript of the gene C28D4.10, whose product is annotated as Ubiquitin-like domain-containing protein. The transcript is spliced from 3 exons. The record is from RefSeq and is marked reviewed. Bases 17 to 394 code for a protein of 125 amino acids. NCBI's taxonomy places the organism in Eukaryota, Metazoa, Nematoda, Chromadorea, Rhabditida, Rhabditidae.
UUCAUUUCUUCCUCAAAUGCGAUUCAUUCUUCUCACCACAUUUGUCACUUUGACAACAUUUUUCCGAUAUUCUGAUCAAGCUGUUCGCCCUGUAACCCUAUUUAUUCAUUUAUUCGAUGUAAAAGGAAAACGAUCAACCAUUCUGGAUGAAGGAUAUAAGUAUACUGUAGGUGAAUUGAAGAGUAUGCUUGUCAAAGAGAUUGAUGUGUCCGGACAUAUUUUGAGACUUUAUUUCGAAGGUCAAGAACUCUGGAUACCCGACCGUACUCUAGCAAGUUAUCGAGUUCGUCCAGGAGAUACUGUAGAUAUUUACCUGGAAAAUAUAGCAGAACAACUUGCAAUCAAAUUCGGAAAUCAAGACAAAAGUCCAGACGGAAAAUUGAGAGAUGAAUAAUCAAGUUCCAAUCGUACAGAAAAAACGCAAUAUUUCGGAAUGCAAUAUUUUAAUAAAUUUUAAACUAAUUCUUAUAAACGUUUUGAACACUU